This is a messenger RNA of Lucilia sericata (common green bottle fly), 1116 nucleotides long. RefSeq names its product apolipoprotein D. The transcript has 5 exons. Lineage: Eukaryota; Metazoa; Arthropoda; Insecta; Diptera; Calliphoridae. The record is from RefSeq and is a predicted model, not a curated record. The coding region runs from base 245 to 916 and encodes 223 amino acids.
UGCGACAACUAGACGGUAAUAAGCUACGGAAACGUUACGUAGUCAUACAAUUCAAUCCAGUUAAUUACUUGCUGUAAAUUUUAUUUAUAUACAUUAUAAAAGAUAUAAUCCCAAAAAAAAAAAAAAAAGACUACAAAAAAAUUCGCAAUAAACUAUUUUACAAUAUUUAAAUCGGAAAUACCACUACAGUGAAUUAUAAUUUAAAUUGUUGUAAACAAAUAUCGGCCUAAAUUUAACCAGCAUUAUGUUAAAUUGUUUGUCAUCAUCAUCAUCAUCGUCAUCGACAACAAAUACUUUUUUGAAAACCUGUCUCUCGGUCAUCUGUUUGUUUUUACUCUUAAUGGAUAGUGCUUAUGCUGUUGGCUUUGGUCGUUGUCCCAAAUAUCCUUCAAUGCCUAAAUUUAAUAUGAGCAGGGUCUUGGGACAAUGGUACGAAGUAGAGAGAUCUUUCUAUUUGCCCGAAAUUGCCUCCGGUUGUACCACCUUAGAAUUUCAGCCGUUACAUCAAGAAGAACUGUCACGUUUCAAUAAUUUCAGAUUAGAAGUGGCCAUUAAAACCAUCAACAGAAUUACGGGAAAUCCCACAGUGAACUUGGGUUAUGCCACACCGGAAAGUCGAAAAUCUUCCAUAAUGGAUUUCAAGUUCAGCACACGUUUUCCCGAUGUUAUAGCCCGUUUACUGCCCGGUUCGGGAAAAUAUCAAGUACUCUACACAGACUAUGAUAAUUUUGCCAUUUUAUGGUCUUGUGGUUCGUUGGGCUCUUUGGGUUAUUCCGAUCAGAUAUGGGUGUUUGGUCGGGAACGUGAUUUUAAUGUAGAGGUGCGUACAAAGAUCUAUGAUGCACUAAAGAAAUUGGGUUUGGAACCGGAUCGUUUGGUUUUAAGUAAAAAUAGAAAUUGUCCCAAAACUUUGUAAGGACGAACCGUCUUAAGAUGUUUUCGAAGAUGAUUUGUGUAAUAUUUUAUUAUUUUGUAAACGUGUGUAUUAUUAAGAUUUAUAUGUAUUUGUACAGAUAUUAUUUGUUUAUAUUAUAAUAUAAUAUAGAAUAUAUAUAGAAUAGGUUUCUGUGAUACUCCUCCUCAGACAAUAAAAAAAGAAGGAUGAUUUUAAAAAUU